Messenger RNA from Triplophysa dalaica, 690 nucleotides. It is a transcript of the gene helt, whose product is annotated as helt bHLH transcription factor. The coding region runs from base 13 to 690 and encodes 225 amino acids. The transcript has 4 exons. The record is from RefSeq and is a predicted model, not a curated record. Gene Ontology annotation, cellular component: nucleus. NCBI's taxonomy places the organism in Eukaryota, Metazoa, Chordata, Actinopteri, Cypriniformes, Nemacheilidae. Gene Ontology annotation, molecular function: DNA-binding transcription factor activity, RNA polymerase II-specific; protein dimerization activity; RNA polymerase II cis-regulatory region sequence-specific DNA binding. Gene Ontology annotation, biological process: anterior/posterior pattern specification; regulation of transcription by RNA polymerase II; regulation of neurogenesis.
UAGUUUUACCAAAUGAUGGCAUCAAAGAUGAAAGAUCGCAAGAAAACGCCUGUUUCUCAUAAGGUUAUUGAGAAAAGAAGAAGAGAUCGAAUCAACAGAUGUCUAAACGAGUUGGGAAAGACAGUUCCCAUGGCACUGGCUAAACAGAACUCUGGGAAACUGGAGAAAGCUGAAAUCCUGGAGAUGACAGUCCAGUAUUUACGCGCGCUCCACUCGGCAGAUUUCCCGCGCGGGAGAGAAAAAGGAGAACUGCUCACGGAGUUCGCGAAUUACUUCCACUACGGCUAUCACGAGUGCAUGAAGAACCUCGUUCACUAUCUGACCACAGUAGAGCGCAUGGAGACCAAAGACACCAAGUACGCACGGAUCCUCGCGUUCCUGCAGUCCAAGGUCGUUACCGAGCCCGUGUUUGGCGCUUUAGGUACCAUUUCACCUGACCCAACAGACCUUUUGUGCCAGCUGGAGUACCAGAGUCCGAGCCCGACGGAGUCGGUGUUCCAGCAGAGCCCACCCGGACACUUUUCCUGGCACAGUUCGGCACGCAGCCCCACGCUCGCGUACCCAGCAGUUUCUCAGCACACUGGAUACUUGUCACCAGUUCAAGGACUUGAUCAUCAUUACAUGAACCUCAUCGGGCACUCGCACCACAACGCCUUUAGCUUACACAAUGUACAACACGCUGCUCUGUAA